CUGUGGUGGCCUCGGCCCAGGCAUCCCCCCGCAGGGAAGGAUUCUCCCUCUGUUCCCUCCGCCCCGGCUCCCAGCGCAUGUGCAAGAGCAUCUCCGUGGACGACCACCUGGGCUCCCUGGGCUGCCCCGACUACAUGGCCCACGCCAAGGACCAGCGGGGGAAAACCAAGCUCUGCAGGCAGUUUAGUCUGGGCUCUGCUGAGAGGAAAGACUUUUAUCAGUCCAGGGUUGCUGACGGUGGUCUCUCCAGGUUUGCCUAUCGGCUUUUGGUAAAGCAGAAACAGGAGAAGAGGAAGAGAGCUGAGGGGGUGGGGCCCCCUCCAUCCCAUGGCCCCCCCUCGCCUUCAUCUGCCUUCCGCCCCCGCUCUCUGAGCAUUGAAUGGUCAUCACCCCCAAGAAUGACCCAGCAGAUGCGGGACCUGCCACUGGCACCAGCCAGAAAGCCUCUGGGUCCCUCCUCUCCCAACGCGGCCAAGCGUCUGUACCGCAACCUCUCGGGCAAGUUCCGGGUCAGCUAUGUGUCCUUGGACGAGGGCAGCGCAGCCGGCCGCAGCGACAGGGACCGGGACCGACUCCACAAGCCCCCCACAGUGGCGGGCAGUGGGAGGCUGCUGGAGGCCGUGGAGCAGCAGGAUCUGGAGGGGGUGAGGGAACUCCUGGCCUCACACAGCGCCGACGACCUGGAUCUGAACACACCCAACAGCGAGGGGCUCCAGCCUCUGGACAUCGCACUAAUGACCAACAAUGCGCCCAUCGCCCGUGCCCUGCUCCAGGCUGGGGCCACAGAGAGCCCCCACUUUGUGAGCCUGGAGAGCAGAGCCCUGCAUCUGGCCACUUUGGUGCGAGAAGCUGGGCAACGUGUCCAGGAUUUAGCCGCCCAGGGAACAGGCGCGGCCGCUGGGCCGGACGGGGCCGAGCGGGAGAAGCAGCUGAGCGGCUGGACGUGGAGGCAGCGGCUGUACCAGCGCAUGCAAGCCGGCUUCGAGCACGCGCGAGUCCCCGACGCCCCUUCCUGUGUCCGGCUAUCUGUGGUCAGCAGUUCCACACUUAAGGUCACCUUCCAAGAGCCUCUCAGCAUCAACUCUGCUGUGGUUACCAAGUACCGAGUGCAGUGGAGUCUCUCUCCAUCCUUCCACCCUGUCCUGGGUGAGACAGUUGUCGACCAGCUCCACACUCUGGACUGCACCAUCGAGGGGCUGAGCCCGGGCACCGGCUACUACAUCCAGGUCUCUGCCUACAAUAUGAAGGGCUGGGGGCCCCCCCGGGGGUCUGUCCCUCCCUCUGCCGUCCCCUCCAAUUGGCGGGAGUGGGAUGGACGGCCCCCACGGCAGAGGGGUCAUCUGCAGGAUCUGGAUCAGCUGUUCGCCCAGGUCAAGGCUGGACACCAGCACUGCACAUGCCACGAGCCCAGCCAGCCACAGCCUCAGAGCCGCAAACACUCCGUUUCCAAGAGCCUGAAGCACCUUUUCCACCCCGGGACCAAGUUCCUGAAAACCCUCAAGAGGGGUCUGCACUUGGCCUCCGUCUUCUACAAAGACAGCCACAUCCUGGUAACAGCUGAUGACCAGAUCCCUGUGCUUGAAGUGGAUGACAACGAUUCCACCCUCCCCCUGCAGGAUUUCCUGUGGCUCGCGAAGGUGUCCUGCGUGUGGGGCGAGGUGCCAUGGCUCCGGCAAUGCCUCCCUGACUCCCCAAACUCCUGCUCCUGCGUCCUGCAGACGCGCUCCAAGAUGCUGCUGGCCGUUUCCCAGAUGCAGGGCUUGCUGGGUACCCAGGACCUGGGACGCCUGUUUAUUGAGCCCAUUAGAGACCGCCAAGGUAACGUGCUAGUGGUGACCCUGCGGGAGGUGGAGGGCCCGCUGUCCGGAGAUCCCGCCCGCUGGCUGCCCCUGACCAAGCUGCAGGGCGGCCGCAGGUCUGUGUCCACCCCCGAUGAACCCAGCGCGCUGGACCAGCUGCUGCUCACCCUGCAGGAGAAGUUGGCGUUCGACCGGUGCAGCGGCCAGGCCCUGGCCCCCGGGCUCUACCUGGGCUACCUGAAGCUGUGCAGCGCUGUGGACCAGCUCCGCGUCCUGGUGCCCGAGGGACAUCCCAGCAUGCUCUGCCACGUCCCUGUGCGGGAUAACCCACAUGUCUCCAGGGAGGAGUGGGCAUGGCUGCAGGCCCUGGCUGCCCCCGACCAGCCAGGCCCCCCAGACCCUCCGGAGCCUGACAGCUGCCAGGACCUUCUCCUCCAGGAGCUGCGCAGAGCCAUCAGGGAGCUCGUCGACAUCGUGAACGUCCCUCUGCAGGAGGCCCAAGACUUCCGACUGUACAGCCAGGAGGUGCUGGACUUCGGGGGCCAGGUCUCCUUCCUGCUCCUGUUGCCCCCAUCGGAGGGCGUAUGCACCGCCCCGGGGCAGAUCCCACCCCACGCCCCCAGCUCUGGCUUCCUGACUCUCCCACUCCAGAUGUUCGAGCUGGUGCACUUCCUGGCCUACGACUGGCCAUUCCUGGGCCCGUACUGCCGUGUGUCAGCCCUGCUCGAGCUGGAGGUGCUGCUGUCCCAGCAGAAGCUGCGCGAGGCUUUCUCUGAGGCCGAGCUGGCCAGCGCCAAGCUGCGGCACCGGCGGCUGCAGGAUCAUGUGCAGCGCCUGGAGGAGAUCUGGCGGGAGAAGCGCUGGUUGGUGGAUGCCCUGCAGCACGCCCGCUACAAGCAGCCGCCCAGUGGUAUCCCCCUCCCUGCCCUCCUGCCUCCGCCGCCAAUGCCAACAGGCCCCGCUGCCAGGGGAGAGCACCCCACCACCAGGGCCUCCUCCCCACCUGAUUUCCUGCCCUCCCCCACCCCUUCCCCCAGGACUCCCCGCCGGACCCUCCAUGAAAGGGACCCUGAGGUGCCUAGUUGGGGGUCCCUGACUAAUCCAGUGAACCAGAAUUGGAACUGGGACUGGAACCCUGGCAUCCUGCCCCCCAGCCCCCUGCGCUCCCCCUCUGGCGAUUCCCUCAAAGGACGAGGAGGAGGCGGCGGCGGUGGCAGAGGGGCUGUGGAGGUGGUGACAGGCGAGGGCGAGGAGGAGGAAGAAGAGGAGGAGGAGGAGGAGGAGGAGGAGGGCUCCGCAGAAGUCUUCCCGGCCGCGCACCGUGAGGAGGCCCCGAGCGGCGGGGAGCCCGACGUUGUGAGCCCCGAGGGCGCGGGGCGGUGCGGGCCCGGGGAGCCGCAGGGGGCCGCCCCCGACGUGCUGCCGGACCACGAGUCACCUUGCCCCGGCCCGGCCCCCGAGCUCUCCGACCCGGACUUCGUCCUGCCCAGCCGCCAGAUCGAGCUGCUGCGCAUCACGGAGAAGCGCCGGGCCUACACGGUGCGCACCAGCAGCCUGGACCUGCCAGCGGCCUGGACCCCCGGCGGCCCGGAGCCGCCCGAGCCGGCGGGCCGCAAGGCGGGACGGAGACCGGGCGCCAGCACCACGCUGACCGUCUGUCCCCAGUACGAAUCCGGCCUGCCGAGGGGGGCCAGCGUCCAGCUGCAGGUGAGCAGGCGGACGACGGCGGCGGAAAUGGUGCGCCUGGCCGUGCUGGAGACCAACGCGGCGGCACAGCGCCUAGCGGAGGGCGGCCCGGGCGCGACGCCCCACUACGGGGAGGAGCUGCUGGGCCACUUUGCGCUGGUCUUGGAGGCCGGCGGGGAGGAGCACUGGCUGCCUGGGGACGCCCAGCCCCUCGCCCGCCCCGAGGACGCCAGCAGAGCCCACUUCUUCGUUCGCAUCCGGGAGACUUCCCCCCUGCUGUUCCAGUUUGGGCCGGCCACCACCGUCUGAGCCCACCACGGGUCACCUUAAGGGCUGCGCUGUUGAUGGGGUCACGGCCGGGGCCUCCCUUCUUCGGUGCCAGUGGGGGUGCCCCCAGGGCAGAGACGGAGGGACGUGGCAGCUCUGAGGAGAAUGCCUUUGGUAGGGGUCGGGAGUGGGGAGGGGUGGAUGGCCCUAUAGUCUGCCCCGACGGCCCACCCCUCACAUCCAACUCCAGGCACCGGCCCCGCCCUUCCCGACGGUGCCUAGAGCCCCCGGCCCCCCAUGACUUGGAAGAGGGGGAGGACUGGAGGCUCCUUGCAGUGGUGAGGGAAAUAAAGUGGCCUGGGCCUUUCCCCCCUUCA
This is a messenger RNA of Ornithorhynchus anatinus (platypus), 4129 nucleotides long. Its product is annotated as ankyrin repeat and fibronectin type-III domain-containing protein 1-like. NCBI's taxonomy places the organism in Eukaryota, Metazoa, Chordata, Mammalia, Monotremata, Ornithorhynchidae. Bases 78 to 3794 code for a protein of 1238 amino acids. Gene Ontology annotation, biological process: signal transduction; establishment of mitotic spindle orientation; regulation of establishment of bipolar cell polarity. Gene Ontology annotation, cellular component: spindle. The transcript has 24 exons. The record is from RefSeq and is a predicted model, not a curated record. Gene Ontology annotation, molecular function: protein binding.